This is a messenger RNA of Nezara viridula (southern green stink bug), 1555 nucleotides long. NCBI's taxonomy places the organism in Eukaryota, Metazoa, Arthropoda, Insecta, Hemiptera, Pentatomidae. The record is from the annotation of a GenBank genome assembly.
GGACCUACCCUUUUGUAAUUUUUGUCUGUCCGUGGGAAAAACCUAUGGGCUAGCCAGAAAGUCGAACUCGCAUAUAAAAAGGAUGGAUGGUUCACAGUAGUUCAGUAUAAUCUACUGUUGAUUUGUGCAGUCGACAUCGUGUUUAGUUACCCAACCUCAGUUUCUCUUCCAAAAAGAUGUUCAAAUUCCUUAUCUUCUUCGCACUCGCCAUUAUCUCAACUAUCCCAGAUAGCACCACCGCUGCAGCGGUAGCCUAUGUCGAUGACCUAGCUGAAGAACCAUUUGCUUACCUUGGUCCUCAGUUGAGAGAAAGGAGGUCACCACAAUUAUCUGGAGGAGGUUCAGGAUCUGCCGGAACAAUAAGGUACGAUGGACAAAAACAGGUGUGGAGCAACGGGAAGACUGGAGUGGACGCGACUGGAUUCGUCCAGCACAGCUGGCAGAAAGGAACACCCUCCCAGACUGACUACGGUUUGGGCGCCACUGUCAACCGCAACCUCUACUCCGGCAGAAAUGGCCAGUUGGACGCUUACGCUGGAUUCCAGAGGCAGUGGGCUGGAAGACCUUCCAAUCAGUACAACGCCGGCAUUAGAUAUCGAUUCUAGAACCAUUUUUGCUCUUGAAUCUAUGUUUAGUUUCAUGAAACGCUACCAUUUAUCAGAAAGUUUUAUGAGUAUACAAGUAUUAAAUCCCUCAUGUAUAAAAAUGUAGAUAACCAAAUGAUGUUAAUAUAUUAAGAAGCUGUAAAUAAUAAAUUUCAAGUAAUGUAUAGUGUAUGUAUUAAGGAAGAAGUUUUCUUUGCCGUUUAUAUACUAUUUAUAGAGAGCUAUAUAUAGUAAAUCACGAAGAUAUUUUCUUUUCAAUUUUGUUGUUGUGGUUAAAUAAACACAUAUUAUCUUAAAUUAAUUUGUUUAUAAUUUACCCUCUUUUUUUAUUUUAUUUUUUUAUUAAAUAUAACAUAUUUUACCAACGAAUUGGAGGUUUGCCAACGGGUUGUAUAUUGUCUGUGACUCUGAGAGAAAUACCCAUGAAUAAGUUGCCUUGUGAUUGUGGGUUUAUGGUUGACUGUAGUGAAUAAUUGAAGAGAAGUAUGGUUAGGAUGAUCAGUCAAAUUAAAAUGGUACAAAAUAAAUAAUUUUAUUUAUUUAUUAACAGGAUAAAUAAAUAAUUUUAUUAUCCUGUCUGACUUUACUUCUUGUUCAGCAGCCCUGAUAAAGGCUUGAACAACGGGCCGAAACGGGCUUGAAAAAGGCCAAAAUAAUUUUCAAUAGAAAUAUCAGAUUUAGGUACUAACUUUUUUGACACAGAACGAAUGCUGGUAGUUGAGUUUAUCCUGCCCCGAUCAUCUCUUUGUACAACAUGGUAUGUUUUGGGGGAUUACAUUUUUAUUAGGAAUGCCACUGGAUAAUGAUGAUAUAUUGAUGAUAAUUAUCCAGAAAUGCUUAAUAAAUAUUAAUAACAAAAAAAUAGUCAAAUAAAUUUGGAUCUAUAAUAUAUUGAUUGGUCCAGGAUUAAUUAAUUGGAUUUCUUUUCUCAAAGGCUGGUUUGUGUUUAU